UGAUUGUUGCUCGAACUUGAUUCAUGAUUUUGUGACGAAAUAAUUACUUUUUGGAACCCACGAGAGUCUUCUGCGUUAUAAAAGUGUUAAUAAAGUAGCACUUGCGUCAUUCUAUGAGUUUUCUUGAGAGUUCCUCAACGUAUAUUUAUUUUAUUCGUGAUUUUAGACUAUAAAAAUGGAAUUUCCGCAUAUUGGCAAGAACUGUUCAUUUAAAUCUUGCAAUAAGCUGGAUUUCCUGCCCAUGAAAUGUGGUGCCUGCAAGGAAGUUUUUUGUUCCGACCACUUCGCCUACGUCAACCACGAGUGUCCAGAGCCCAACACACGUGACGUUCAGGUGCCGGUGUGUCCGCUGUGCAGUGCGCCCGUGCCGGGUCGGAGAGGAGAACCACCGGAUGUGGCUGUCGGGGCACAUAUAGACAACCAGUGUACCUCUGAUCCGGCUAGGGAAAGGAGAAACAAGGUAUUUACAAACCGCUGUUCAUACAAAGGCUGUAAAACGAAAGAGAUGGUGCCACUCGUAUGCAAAGAUUGUACUCUCAACUAUUGCCUGAAACAUCGACAUGCCAUCGACCACGCCUGUGAAGGCAAACUGGCUGCGAAGAGACGACAGGCUGCUAAUGCAGCAAUGGCGAGGAUGAAAGCAGCUGAAAACAAAGUCACGCCUCCUACAGUCACAGUUGCCAGCUUUAGUGAAGUACAAGGAAACAUGACGGAAGACGAGGCGCUGGCUCACGCAUUAGCUAUAUCGAUGCAAGAACAAAACGCCAGCGUCCAAGCACGGGAUACGAACCUCGCGCGUGCGCUCACUCGCCAACGCGUAGGCGGCGAUCAAAAUGGCCGAUGCACCGUCUCUUAGCACCUCACCACUGCACUCAAUGCCUUUUGAAUUUGUGACAAAGUGAUUCAACACGCAGUUUAUUAUCAAGCAAAGUAAUUACAUGAUUUCAGUGUUUUUAUGUUUGAACUCACCGCAGGAGCUGAGUAGUGAAGUGAUAGCAGGAUGUGCAGUGUUAUUUCAAAUAUAUUUUUGCUUUUCCCUGUGAAUAAGUGUCAAUAAAUGUAAUAAUUGCAGUGACAACAGAAGUCUAAAGUAUUUGUAACACAUGUUUAAUGCAUAGUGUGUGAUUAGUUUCGCCAGAUGAGAAAUACAGUUUAGCGGUA
Messenger RNA from Ostrinia furnacalis (Asian corn borer), 1161 nucleotides. RefSeq names its product AN1-type zinc finger protein 2A. Gene Ontology annotation, biological process: protein targeting to ER; proteasome-mediated ubiquitin-dependent protein catabolic process. The transcript is spliced from 6 exons. The record is from RefSeq and is a predicted model, not a curated record. Gene Ontology annotation, molecular function: zinc ion binding. Gene Ontology annotation, cellular component: endoplasmic reticulum; cytoplasm. Bases 176 to 856 code for a protein of 226 amino acids. NCBI's taxonomy places the organism in Eukaryota, Metazoa, Arthropoda, Insecta, Lepidoptera, Crambidae.